This is a messenger RNA of Aplysia californica (California sea hare), 864 nucleotides long. RefSeq lists its product as uncharacterized. Gene Ontology annotation, molecular function: damaged DNA binding; single-stranded DNA binding. Bases 202 to 567 code for a protein of 121 amino acids. Gene Ontology annotation, biological process: DNA replication; nucleotide-excision repair; base-excision repair. Gene Ontology annotation, cellular component: site of double-strand break; DNA replication factor A complex; nucleus. The record is from RefSeq and is a predicted model, not a curated record. Lineage: Eukaryota; Metazoa; Mollusca; Gastropoda; Aplysiida; Aplysiidae. The transcript is spliced from 4 exons.
UACCUCUUGUUUGGUUGUUAGGCCUUGCCUAUUCUCAGAUUCACACACUUUGCAUAGACUCUACAGUGAUAGCUUUUGUGUCGUAUGUCGUGACUGUCCAGUAGCUGUGAGUUGUGAGUGGAUUCUCGGUCCAGAGUUCUUCAUUUUCUCUUGGGCUAAGACUUGUAAACGUUGGUUUUUCUGAUCACAUAAAAUAACAAGAUGUCUAUCGAUGACCAUACCAAACCGCGGGUCAACGGUUCUUUGUUACCAAACUUCCACGGGAAGCAAGUUUGCCUACUUGGAGUGGCAAAAGACGUUGACAGUGGUGGAAAUUUCUUCACUCUUACAACUUGUGAUAAUCAAGACAUCAGGAUUCAAAUGCAGGAGCCGCUGAGAGAAAGGGUCUCAGGACUGACAGAAGUCACAGGCACAGUGCGUUCUAAGACUUCCCUGGAGGCGGAGAAUGUUGUGGUUUUCUCUGAGGAAGCAAGUGCAAACUUUGACGCUUCAUUGUACCAGAAAGCCAUAGAAGUGAGUCAACGUCAUCCAAACUUUUACAUACAGAGUGGACAUAUUGAGGAUUGAAAAGGCUUCGGUAGCUAACAUACUUGUUUUGUAUAUAUAAACAUUCUUUUUCAUCAUUUUGUGAUUGUUAAAAAAUUUGCCUGAUUUAGUGGUUUUCAGACAAUUUUGAGAUUUUCUCUGCACUUCUUUCCUGAGGGCGUUGAGGAAUUUACUUGAGCUUUGUCCUUACUCUCAUCUGACCCCCCCCAUCCCCCAUUGCAUUCACAUCACUGAGUCAGUUAGUGGUCAUCAUUCAUGUUUUCCCCUUUAGGACUUGAUCAAUGUAAUAAAGUGGUAGAUUUACCAAACUGAAUAUUC